Messenger RNA from Alternaria rosae, 856 nucleotides. RefSeq lists its product as uncharacterized. The record is from RefSeq and is a predicted model, not a curated record. The coding region runs from base 194 to 718 and encodes 174 amino acids. Lineage: Eukaryota; Fungi; Ascomycota; Dothideomycetes; Pleosporales; Pleosporaceae. The transcript has a single exon.
UCCGUCGCCCUACACGGUACAUCAUCACCACUAUAGCAGCGCCGACCGUGAACUGAAUCUUGAACGGCAGAGAGCUUCACCAAAUUUGGACCCUAUGACAAAACCCAGGUCCUGAACAUGCACCUCGACAAUUCCUCUACGCUGCUGAGUGGCUACCGCAAGGUAACUUUCAUCUCCCCAUCCCACGCUUCCCAUGUACGCGACUCAACUAACCACCCCUCCACCAAAACAACAGGCCAUGCUCACCGCCUUCCUCCUCGCCAUAUGGUCGCAAUACACCUGCAAACUCUCCAUCCUCCUCUUCUACCGGCGCAUCUUCAGCACCAGCACAUUCCACCAGCGCGCCUCACUCUACCUGAUCAUGUUCACCUCGCUCUGGUGGGCCGCCACAGUCAUCACUAUGAUCUGUAUCUGCCGGUCCUUUGUCGUCAACGUCCACAGCCCGUCUGAGGCCAUCAAACUGUCUGUUGAACGGGACAAAUAUCGCGGGUCUUGGUCGCAUGUGAUACACGUUUUCCUCGCGCUUGACGCUGCCAACGAUCUCGCUAUCUUGCUCGUACCAAUUCGCACGGCGUCUACGCUACAGAUGGCGCUACGAGCGAAGGCCGGGCUUGCGGGUGUUUUCGCACUGGGCGGUUUCGUCGUUGUUACUAACGUGGUGCGGAUUGUUGAGUUUUACACGAGACGUAAAGAGGAUCCGAAUGAGAGUGGGUCUUAACUUACUUCGACACUAAUGGUCUUAGUGCUGACGCUGAGCAGUUUUUUAUCAUGUCACGGAACUUUGGACCAGCGUCCAUGUUUGUACUGCGAUUUUGUGUGCUUCUUUGCCUAUCUUCAAGCCGCUGUGGACGUCGCU